Molecule: messenger RNA, 301 nt
Organism: Aspergillus welwitschiae
Lineage: Eukaryota; Fungi; Ascomycota; Eurotiomycetes; Eurotiales; Aspergillaceae
Exons: 1
Coding region: 123-293 (56 amino acids)
Source: RefSeq, a predicted model, not a curated record
UGAGGGUCAAGGAGUCCUCUAGAGAAUAUUGCUCUGCAAAUAACAAGCGCGAUGAUGCUUGUGAGUUCUUUCAUUUCCGAUGGCUUGCUUGAUUGGCCUCGUCCUAUACUCUGGAAAAACAAAUGCUCCCAGUAUUGAUCCUAGCAAUGGACGUCAGCUUUGGCAUCCAAUCUUGGAUUGAGGGUGGCGUUACCGUCGCUAUUAUCGGGCUAAAUAUCGUCGUAGGUUACUUUCAGGAGUACGCGGCGGAAAAAACCCAUGGCUUCUCUACGAUCGCUGACAACGCCGAGUAAGAUCGUGU